This is a messenger RNA of Trichomonas vaginalis G3, 186 nucleotides long. RefSeq names its product protein of unknown function, DUF4106 family. Bases 1 to 186 code for a protein of 61 amino acids. The record is from RefSeq and is a predicted model, not a curated record. Lineage: Eukaryota; Parabasalia; Trichomonadida; Trichomonadidae. The transcript has a single exon.
AUGCAACAACUUGAAGCAGAGGGCAAGUUACCAAAAGCGACACCAAAGAAGAAGAGAAGAGUAGAACAAAGUGAAAGUAGUGAAGAACAAAGUGAAAGUAGUGGCAAUGAAGGAAAAAGAAGAGUUAAAAACUCAGUCAGGAAGAAAGUAAAGCUUGGUCGGAGUGGGUUCUAUUAUGACAAAUAA